UGGUAGGACCCAAAGCCAAACCAGACUGUAGAGGUGUGCUCAAGCUGUAAAACACUUUGUAUAUUUACUAAAAACAAAACAAAACAAAACCAGUUUUGCUCAAACGCUUCAUGUAAUAAUGCUCAAGAUUUUACUGAAAAGAAAGAAAUUCUGAGGACGGUCCAGAGAAUAAAUCAACAUGGCUGCUACCGAGACUGCAGAGUUAGGCUCUCCGGGGAACAAAGUGGAUCGGGCUGAUGGGGAUGCAAAGUACCCGCUGAAAGUGCUUUACUGUGGAGUAUGUUCCUUGCCUACAGAGUACUGUGAGUACAUGCCCGAGCCAGCAAAAUGCAGACAGUGGCUUGAGAAGAAUUUUCCAGACAUGUUUGCUAGAAUGACUAUGGGAAAUGCACCCAAGCAGGAAACAGGAGGAGGAGGUGGAGGAGGAGGAGGUGGUGGUGGUGGAAUGGGCGGAGAGGUGCCACUUGCUGGAGAGGAAGAAGAGAAGAAGAAGCAGAAACGAGGUGGCAGAGGUCAAAUCAAACAGAAGAAGAAGACCGUUCCUCAGAAAGUCACGAUAGCAAAAAUUCCACGUGCUAAGAAAAAAUAUGUCACCCGAGUGUGUGGCUUGGCCACCUUUGACAUAGAUCUUAAAGAGGCUCAGAGAUUCUUUGCUCAGAAGUUCUCCUGCGGUGCCUCAGUGACAGCAGAGGACGAAAUCAUCAUUCAGGGAGACUUUACAGAUGACAUAAUUGAUGUCAUCCAGGAGAAGUGGCCUGAGGUGGACGACGACAGCAUCGACGACCUCGGAGAAGUCAAGAAAUGAAAAAUCCGAUGUGCACUUUUACUGAAACAGAUGCGACACGACACACAAAAACACGGCCAAAUGUACACGUUAACAUCGAGUUGUUUUAUAUCUAUUUUAUUUACUCUAUAGAACAUGGUGGACUUGGCCACACCCUUGGCGCUUUUUCUCCCCCUCCCUCCCAGUUCUAGAUAGCUGCUUGUCCUCUUCGUUGCCAAAGGUCUGGUAUGAUGUGACUCAACAUUUUGCUUAAUCAAACUGCAAGCUAAUAAAUUCUGGGCUCAUUGGCUUGUUA
Ictalurus furcatus (blue catfish) is the source of this 1079-nucleotide messenger RNA. It is a transcript of the gene denr, whose product is annotated as density-regulated protein. Gene Ontology annotation, molecular function: translation initiation factor activity; mRNA binding. The record is from RefSeq and is a predicted model, not a curated record. The transcript is spliced from 8 exons. NCBI's taxonomy places the organism in Eukaryota, Metazoa, Chordata, Actinopteri, Siluriformes, Ictaluridae. Gene Ontology annotation, biological process: translation reinitiation; formation of translation preinitiation complex. The coding region runs from base 179 to 805 and encodes 208 amino acids.